AUGAGCUCGCAGCUCGCCUCUCGCCCUGUCCCCGCCCUCGCACGAUCCCUCGCCCUCGCACGGCGUCCCCCCCGCCAUGUCGUCUUCGCCCGCUUCCAGUCCAACAUCAGCCCCGGCGUCGUCGCUAAGGCCAGCGCAGUAAAGACCCUCCCCGACUUUUCCAUGUCCAACAAGGUCUGCAUGGUCACCGGCGCUGCGCGCGGACUCGGCUUUGAAUUUUGCCGCGCGUUUGUGCAGUCUGGCUGCACGCAACUCGCGAUCCUCGACCUCAAGGAAGAAGAGGCGGCAGACGCUGCCAGGGACCUCGUCAAGUCUGCAUGCGUUGACAGUGACAUGACCGAGAGCGACUACAGCGUUGUUGGCAUCGGGUGCGAUGUUUCGUCUGAGUUGUCCGUCCAGCAGGCGUUCCGGCGGGUCAUGGACGAGUACGGCCGCGUAGACUCGGUUGUUGCUUCUGCGGGUAUCGUCGAGAACUACUCUGCCUUUGAUUAUCCGUUUGACCGGAUAAAGCGACUGUACGACAUCAACGUGCACGGUGCAUUUUUCACGGCGCGAGAAGCGGCGCGGCACAUGAUACCCCAGGGCGGAGGAAGCAUCGUGUUGGUCGGCAGCAUGAGCGCAAACAUUGUGAACAUCCCGCAACCACAAACGCCGUACAACGCGGCCAAGGCGGGUGCGUACCGGCGGUUGUUGUCUCGCGCGGAGCAGGUCUAA
Molecule: messenger RNA, 714 nt
Organism: Fibroporia radiculosa
Lineage: Eukaryota; Fungi; Basidiomycota; Agaricomycetes; Polyporales; Fibroporiaceae
Exons: 6
Coding region: 1-714 (237 amino acids)
Cellular component (GO): intracellular anatomical structure
Molecular function (GO): oxidoreductase activity, acting on NAD(P)H, oxygen as acceptor
Source: RefSeq, a predicted model, not a curated record